GUCAAAUGCUGUUUAUCUCUAGAGACAUACGGAGUACAACAUACUUAAAUAUAUGAAUAUUAUACCUUUACGUUUCACGGAUAUGAUACUUUUUCAAGGAGGCCAACCCAUGGAACGAUGUAUACAAACUUUCUGGUACAAUACAAUUCUUGGCUGCCUUGGAGUGAACCGAGAGCUGGCAACGACCCGUAGAGUCCCUGAUAAUAAGAGGGAAAUUCUCGCUUCCUACAAAUUCCUAUACGCUAUUUAAACUCCCAAGGUUUCCAACGUGUUGGAAUCACGACGCGAGGGGACCCAUAGAAGCUUCAAUAAAAGCGCCACGAGACUUUGUUUUGACACUCGGAUCGCUCUUGCUGAUGCGUUCUCUUUGUGUUGUCUCUCUUCAUGACAUUGUCGGUGUAGACAUCACAUAUGGCUCACCUGUUAGAGAUUUUGCUACAGAACCGAUGGGAACAGUGAUCUCGGUUCGGUUGAGCCGAUAUGCAUGAGGACAAUCGGUGACCCACUUUUUUGAUUAGUUUUUUGGUAUUUCUUUUUCCCUUUUCAACAGAUCGGACCAUACAUAUUUAGGCAUUAUUGUUAUCAGGUGGGCAUUCGGCUAUUUCGCAAUAGGCCACCGUCAUUUUCUUGCUCUGUGGUUGGUAUUGUUCC
This is a messenger RNA of Aspergillus pseudonomiae, 651 nucleotides long. RefSeq lists its product as uncharacterized. Lineage: Eukaryota; Fungi; Ascomycota; Eurotiomycetes; Eurotiales; Aspergillaceae. The record is from RefSeq and is a predicted model, not a curated record. The transcript has 2 exons. The coding region runs from base 53 to 250 and encodes 65 amino acids.